AAAUACGCAGACGCUUUGGGGUUGAGUACGAUAACAGAUAACGAGGAGCUCUUCAUUGAUUGUAGCAGCGGGUUCGAAAAAGAGAAAGUCAGUCACUUAAUAGACGGUACACUCAAGCUCUUGGUGGAAUGCAGCGACUCGCUUUUAAGCACAAUCAAGCAGAACAAAGCAGCCAGUAUCCACACCAUAAAAAAAAAAGUGUUCAUUGGGUAUACAAGUGAUCAAGCAAACGCUCACAUUGACUAA
Mucor mucedo is the source of this 246-nucleotide messenger RNA. RefSeq lists its product as uncharacterized. Lineage: Eukaryota; Fungi; Mucoromycota; Mucoromycetes; Mucorales; Mucoraceae. The annotation marks the transcript as partial. The transcript has a single exon. The record is from RefSeq and is a predicted model, not a curated record.